This is a messenger RNA of Salmo salar (Atlantic salmon), 4250 nucleotides long. RefSeq names its product adhesion G-protein coupled receptor G1. The record is from RefSeq and is a predicted model, not a curated record. Lineage: Eukaryota; Metazoa; Chordata; Actinopteri; Salmoniformes; Salmonidae. Gene Ontology annotation, cellular component: plasma membrane. Gene Ontology annotation, molecular function: G protein-coupled receptor activity. Gene Ontology annotation, biological process: adenylate cyclase-activating G protein-coupled receptor signaling pathway; cell surface receptor signaling pathway.
CAAACACCCACAGGCAGUCUGGCGUUCACACCUUUUCUGUGCUGACAGCUAUUCUCUAAGGGUUAUAUGUAGGGGUUGGCAGCUCAAACAACACUGGAACCUUUUCUAUGUGGCAGUACUGUGUAGCACGGGUGCCGGUGCAGUGUCUGAUGUUCUGAAGUGUCUGGUAGUUGCCAAAUUACAUUUAAAAAUACCCGAGUCUUUGAAAGAUAAACUUCCAGUCAUACAUGGCUGAGCUCCUUUUCACACGCUGCUGUGGCUGUCUGAGUUUCUGGGAAGAAUCCGGUUUCUUUCCGCCUUCCACUUCACACGGACAGUUUCUGUUUCUGUCACUAUGAUAUAGCAAGAUUAUAGUCCGCGUGGGCAGUUGUGAAGAGCACCGUUUAUAGGAAAACAAACAUCUUUAGACAUCGACGGAAAACCAUAACCAACACUUUUAGCAGAGGAGCAGACGGGUUCCGACUGUGUAAAGGAUAUCAUCAUAUGAUGCUGUUUUUACAGUGGGCCUAUCGUGGGAUCGAUUGAUGUCUCACUCGUGUUGGUGCUCACGCUCAUGACAGGUCAAAGGUGAAACCAUACAGUAACAAUGGGGCCCAACCAGGGGUUUGGAGGUACCCUGUGGAUGAUCUUUCUCUUUACCAUUUUUGCAUCAGGAUCAGGGGAAAACGACAGGAACUUCAAAAUGUGUGGAACCUGGCGCCAUGGCAACAGGAAAUUAAAUCUGGCUCACGAUUUGAAAAGGGGCUGUAGCACCAUCACCAUCUCAGCCAAUGAGAGCUCCCUGUCCAUCCAUGGUCAGAUAACGGCCCAAUGUCAGAACUCUUCUGUCAUCGAGCUGGGCCCGAGCCCAGAGGCAAGAGAGAGACCCUUCUGUGUGUACUGGGAGCCACUUCUGGACCACGUCUGGGUAGAGGUGAAUGGAAAGAACCACACUCUGUGCUGGUCGUCUGGUCUACAGGGGAACUGCUGCACUAACCUGUCCCACGGCAGCAACAAAGGGACUGCGACGUACGGGAUACUCAACGCGACACAACAGGAUGAUAUCAUAAGUUACCAAAUACAGCCAGCCUAUGGGUUUUUUGGCAAUAUGAUCAACUGCAAAAACGAGUUUUGUAAUGAGGCGAGUCAGGAAUCUGGUGAUAAAGUGAACAUGAUAGAGGAGACAGUGAUGAGGUCCAAGGUGCUGGGGAACGUGGUGCUGCCCUGUGCCCUGAGCACUGUGGUGGAGAUGGAGGAAGGCUUUCAGGGCUACAUCCCUCUGCCUGCGCCUCGAGGAGUUCCUCCUCAAAUGAUUCCAUCAGUUCACCUGCCUUCUUGUCUGAAACCACCAGAAAAGAAAAAGGUCAAGGUUGUCUGCACCUACUUCAAAAACAGUACCUUAUUCCAGUGGAGUUCUAAGGAAGAUCCUGUCAUCAGGAUUCUAGAAGAUGUGGUGGGAAUCACUGUGGAGAAUGAGAUCAUCACCAACCUUACAGAGCCAAUCAGGAUUGGUUUCCAUCAUUCUGUCAUACCAACAAGUCACUCAAGAAAAUGUGUUUCUUGGGACACAAAGAAAGAUCCAGCGGAGGUCACAUGGAAAAAGGAAGGUUGUGAGACCAUACAGAAAGGUGCAGAGGACACAGAAUGCCGCUGUAAUCAUCUCACAUACUUCGCGAUCCUAGUGCAAUUGGAACCACGACCAGUGCGCCAUCUGGAGGCUCUAACGGUCAUUACAUCAAUAGGCUGUGCCGCUUCUACGUUGAGCUGUGUUGUCAUCAUGAUCUUCCUUAACAAACAGAGGAGAGAGAUGAACCCAUCCACUGCGGUCCAUCGAGGUCUGGCCAUGGCACUGUUCCUUCUUAGCUCCCUCUUCUUCCUGACAGGGAUUGUGGCCAACGUGGGAGGGAACAAGGCAUGCUGGGUUUUUGGGGCGGCUCUCCACUAUGCUCUGCUCAGUUCCUUCUCCUGGAUGUCUAUUGAAGGGUUACACGCCUUUUUGUUGGUCUACGUGGUGUUCAGACCUUCUCCCAGUCCUUACGUCUGGAACCUGGUUGGCUUUGGUCUCCCAGCUGUUCCGGUCAUUGUACUGCUUGCCAUUGGAAAAGUCUAUGGUUUGAAAGAGGUUGUGUCCAGUGAUGAUGUCAACAAACCCUACUUAAUGUGCUGGAUGGAUGUCUCUCCAGACUCUGUAGGCCUACUAGCCCAUUACUUCAUCAACCUGACCUUCCUGGCUGUAGUGGUCAUUUCUGGUCUGAUCAUGCUCUUCCUGGUCCAGAGAAAGAUCCAGAACCGAGACGAGUGGAGGAAGAACAAGGUGGCGUUCAUCAGUAUCUGGGGUCUCAGCUGCCUAUUUGGGACCUCAUGGGGCCUGGAAUUCCUGGACUUUGGACAGCUCUCUGAGUUCAUCCUCUUCCUUUUCUGCAUCCUCAACUCCCUACAGGGUUUCUUCCUGAUGCUUCGAUUCUACAUUCUUGAUCGGAUGCGGAAACAAUCGGGGUCUAGUUUGGAUGGUAGCAGUAGCACAGCAUCUUCCACCAGGCAACACAUGCUGCAGGAGUAGAGCUGAGCUGGGGUACAUGGGAUACCAUAUUUUUGUAGGGUAAAGGAGGAGCAAUGUACCAAACUCUGUCACUCAGAACAUUCCAACUCUGGGGUUGAGAUUCAGAAUAUUGUACUGCACAAGCCAUUUCCAUACACAUAUCUGAGUGACUGUAAAAAAACGACUGUCAAAAUGAAAGCUUAAAGCUAAAAUCUGCAUACGGUGAAACAGCGUCACUGGUCGCCCCAGGCGCAUUUGUUAAUCUUUUUUUUUUACGGGGCAGAGAUGCACCCUGCCUCGUGGGAAAAAAAUGAUAUAGUACUCUGCUGAUCUAUCGCAUGUGCGAUGAUGUCAGAGGCAAACAAAAAAAACUGGUGUUUGAAGUAACGUCUUUGUUGUUGUAAUAUUGGAAACGGACGUGACAGUUUCACCGCUAUGGAUUCCAGCUUUAAGCCCCAGGGCGACCCUUAAAAAGGUAGUUUUUUUCUGUGUAAGCUUAUUAUUUCAUAGAUAUCAGUCAUUUCAAGCUUUUGAGCCUCAUCGUUUACCCAUUCAUCAUGUUGUAAAAUCCCAUAUGUAAGAAAAUUUCAUACAUAGUUUUCCAGAGAAUGGCAGCCCAUACAUCAGUCAUACGAAUGUUAGAAGAAGUUCGAUGAAACUGAAAUGUGCUGUAUGGGAGAUAUUCUAAUUAAGAUUGUGGAUAAUCGGUAGGUGAUUUGUAAUUUACAACGUCUCUAAAACUAUGUACUGUUUCAGUGAUUUUUCCCAUUUACUUUACUCAGAAAAGGACUCAUAGAAGUGUCACUGUAGAAUGUCUGCUUAGUGUCUUUCAGAUGAUGGCCUAUGACAUUUGGUUGAAGUUGGCAACUUGCUCUAUUCUGAGACCGACACACUGUACAUUCAGAUCAUAGUUACUGGAUUAUGUUUUGCACUUUAUUUUUUCACUUGUACAGAUAUUUAUUUUUUAGAGAACAUGACUGGUUGUGUCACUCACAUCAUUGUGUGUAUAUAUUUUGCAACUUUUGAAAACGUAUUGUAUUUGUAUAUUAGUAUGAAUGUAAAUGUGUAUUGCUUCAAAAAAAGUUUACUGUAUAAGAAAAUAACACCAGGACCUUAGUUUGAAUGUGUAACUACAAAAAUAUGUAAUAAUUGAUAUCUAUACAAUCCAUAAGCAAAAUAUCUGCACUGUAUACAACUACAAUGACAUAGACUGACCAGGUGAAUCCAGGUGAAAGCUAUGAUCCCUUAUUGAUGUCACCUGUUAAAUCCACUUCAAUCGGUGCAGAUGAAGCGGGGGAGACAGGUUAAAGAAUAAUUUGUAAGCCUUGAGACAUGGAUUGUGAACGGGCAAGACAAAAGAUUUAAGUGCCUUUGAAUAGAGCAUGGGAGUAGGGGCCAGGCGCACUGGUUUGAGUGUGUCAAGUAAAGCUACGCUGUUGGGUUUUUCACGCUCAACAGUUUCCUCUGUGUAUCAAUAAUGGUCCACCACCCAAAGAACAUUCAGCCAACUUGACACAACUGUGGGAAGCAAAGCAUUGGAGUCAACAUGGGCCAGGAUUACUCUGGAACACUUUUGACACCUUGUAGUCCAUGCCCGACAAACUGAGGCUGUUCUGAGGGCAAAAGAGGGUGCAACUCAAUAUUAGGAAGGUGUUCCUAAUAUUUGUACACUCGGUGUAUGUUGAUGCUGUAGUUUUGGUUUACAGUAAAUUGCAGAGAUUCAAAGGGAAAA